UGCUCUACUGUAUAACUAUGAUUAGGCGCCUAAUAUACGUUUUUUUUGUUUAUAAAUAUUUUUAAUUUGUACACUAACGGAAAAAAACAUAAUUUACCCAAAACUAAUAGUUGCAAAAAUCUAGUAGUUUUAACAUUUUUUUAUUAUAACGUGAAAUUAAUGCCAAAUGGUAUUGUCUGAUAAAGAAGCUAUUAGUCAAAGUAAAUUACUAUACUGUUCAAGUUUAGAAAAACAAUGUUUAAUAGCCCAAGCAAAUAUGCACCAAAUGAAAAUCAAUUUCCUGAUAAAGAAGAGAAACAGAAAAAAGUUUUAGGAUUUUUAGAAGUUAAAGAGGAGUUUUUACAAAAAGAACCUGAAGAGACUGAUAAACAAAAUCUGCUGCUUAAGAAACAAAAGGUUUUAGAAGAUACAAUUUUACAUUAUGAAAGUAAUUUAAUGAAUGAUGAAGUUAAAAGAAGAAUUAAAACAAUAAAAAAAACCUAUGAAUGUCAGUUAGAAGAUAAACGGAAGUUAAUUAGAGAACUUCAACACUUAGUAAAUGUACUGGAAACUGAUAUGAAAGAAAUCAUAAAUAAAAAGGAAAGUACAGAAGUGGUUUUUAACAUUUCUGAUCUUGUAAAAAGAUUUUCAAUGGAAGUAAAUGAUCUUAGUAUAAGCAAAUCAAAAUUAAUAGCUACUGUUUCUAAUCUGGAAAACAAGGUAGAAAUGCAGAAGAAAGAAAUUGACGACUUAAACAAUAUUAUUCGGAAUGAGUAUGUUGCCAAGGAAGAUUAUGAAUUUCUUCAAUCAGAAAAAUAUUUGUUUUUUCAAAACUUGGAGUCAUAUAAAAAGAUUGCAGGGGAUAGCCUAAUUCAAGUAAAUAAUAUAAAAAAACAAAUGAAAGAGUUGCAAGAACAAUUUGUUAAUAAAGAACAAGAAUAUUCUGUUCAGAUGCUAUCUUUAAAAAAUGAAAACCGUUUAUUGAAAAAAAAGUUUCAUGAAGUUGAAGAAAAGUAUAUGCUAAUGGCAUUUACACCUGCUAAAAUUCGAACUGUUGUUGAUGAAGAAACAGAACAAAAAAUUAUAAAAAUGAGAUCAGAAAAGUUACGAUUAGAAGAAGAAAAACAUAAUUUAAAAAAGUUGCAUAGAAGAGAGUUAACACUUCUAACUACUGAAUUAGAAAUAUUAAACGUAAAGAAUGUUAAACUAGAGACAGAGAUAAUAAAAAAAGAUGAAGAAAUUCAAAAGGUAAUACAACAAAUGAAACAACAAGAAAUUAGUUUUAAAGAGGAUGCUAUUAAGCAAGUAAACGAAAAGACUGUUACUCAAGAAAAAAAAAUUCAAGCUUUAAUUUUGUUUCAUGACACAUUUUUUAAAAAACUGAAAGAUUUAUCAAAUGAAUUGCAUACAAUUAAGGAAGAAAAAGAAGCGAUAUCUGGCCAAAUUGUAUUUUUCAUAAAUUUUAUUAAAUCUUCUUUGAUAAACGUAAAAGCAAUGUUUUUAAAUGAAGUGAAAGAAACUGAUAGGCGUUCUCAAAUACUUGUAAAACAAUAUGCAAAAGAGAUCGAGGUUCGCAAACACCUUCAUAAUCAACUCAUUGAACUUAGAGGAAACAUUCGUGUUUUUUGUCGUGUUCGUCCUGUUAUCAAAGAAGAUGGAGAUAAUUCUAAAAAUGUGAUUACAUUUGAUUCUGAUGACAGUUCAAUAAUUAAAGUAGAACAUAAAUUAGUAAAACGCUUGUUUAAAAUGGAUAAAGUUUUUAAUGGGUCUACAUCACAAGCUGAGAUUUUUAGUGAUGUUGAGAGCCUGGUUACUUCAUGUUUGGAUGGUUACAAUGUAUGCAUAUUUGCUUAUGGGCAAACAGGUAGUGGAAAAACAUAUACAAUGGAGGGAACACUUUCAGAUCCUGGCAUUAACCAACAAGCUUUGUCUUUAUUGUUUAAAGAGUGCAAAGAGAAAAUUGAUUGGAAGUAUUCUAUUUGUGUUAGUUAUAUGGAAAUUUACAAUGAAAUGAUAAGAGAUUUGCUAUGUUCUUGUCCUACUGAAAAAUUAGAGGUCAAGCAGAGUAAGGAAGGCACAUAUGUACCAGGAUUAACAAGCAUAGAAGUAGAAAAUGUUUACAAUGUCAAUGAGUUGUUCAACUUAGGCAAAAGAAAUCGAAUUACUGCUGCUACUGAUAUGAAUGCUCAUUCAAGUCGAUCCCAUUCUGUUCUUGUGAUCAAUGUUUCCGGGACAAAUAAGAAUGCAAAUAUCAAAGUUUCAGGCAAACUUAACUUAGUUGAUCUAGCUGGUAGUGAAAGACUAUCUAAAUCAGGUUCUGAAGGCAUUAGAAUGAAAGAGACGCAAAGCAUAAAUGCCUCUCUAUCUUCCCUCAGCAACGUAAUACACUCCUUGAAAAAUAAAUGUACACAUAUUCCUUACAGAAACAGCAAACUAACAUAUCUUCUUCAAGAUUCUUUAGGUGGAGAUUCUAAGACUUUAAUGGUUGUACAAGUUUCUCCCGUUGAAAAGAACUCUGGUGAAACUGUGCUAAGUUUGAGUUUUGCUGAAAGAAUACGUGAUGUUGAACUUGGACUAGCCAGUAAAAAAAUCGUAAAAACAUAAGACAUUACUUAUAAAAAGAUAAAAGAUGUUGAGUUUGGAAAAACUAAUAAUAAAAUAUCCUUGUAAAAGUAAAAAUAUAUUUUUUAUACAAUAGUAAAAUCAUACUUUAUUAUAUAUAAAAAAUAGUUGAGAGAAGCAGAAUUUUAUGUUAAUUUGCAUCAAAACGAGGUACUUUAUAUUAA
Molecule: messenger RNA, 2765 nt
Organism: Hydra vulgaris (swiftwater hydra)
Lineage: Eukaryota; Metazoa; Cnidaria; Hydrozoa; Anthoathecata; Hydridae
Product: kinesin-like protein KIFC3
Biological process (GO): microtubule-based movement
Cellular component (GO): microtubule cytoskeleton
Molecular function (GO): ATP binding; microtubule binding; microtubule motor activity
Source: RefSeq, a predicted model, not a curated record